Messenger RNA from Alternaria postmessia, 654 nucleotides. RefSeq lists its product as uncharacterized. The transcript has a single exon. Gene Ontology annotation, cellular component: mitochondrial small ribosomal subunit; ribosome. Gene Ontology annotation, biological process: ribosomal small subunit assembly; maturation of SSU-rRNA from tricistronic rRNA transcript (SSU-rRNA, 5.8S rRNA, LSU-rRNA); translation. NCBI's taxonomy places the organism in Eukaryota, Fungi, Ascomycota, Dothideomycetes, Pleosporales, Pleosporaceae. The record is from RefSeq and is a predicted model, not a curated record. Gene Ontology annotation, molecular function: mRNA 5'-UTR binding; small ribosomal subunit rRNA binding; structural constituent of ribosome. Bases 1 to 654 code for a protein of 217 amino acids.
AUGGCCAGCAACACCACCUUACGGACGUUUCGAUCGCUCACAUGCACAAUUCGCGCAUCAUGUCAACACACGCAGCCUCUGCGACCCUUCUCCCACAGCACACAAGCCCUCAAUGCGUCUCCCACCGACCGCAAUAAGCCCUCUUUGUCAAUGGACAGUCUCCUCGGCAAUGUGUCACGCAACUUCAAGAACGCAGGUCCUGACCACUUUGGGAACAUAAUACCCAACGCCGACGGGACCCCGGGCUUCAAGAAUCUUGCACCACGCGAGUGGGAAGAGGACGACAAGCACAAAUUACACGUUUACGCUACCAAGCACAACACACAUCUGUGUCUCACACAGCCAAAUCGCAAUCCCCUCAUCUCGGUAUCGUGUGGAAACAUUGGUUUCCGGAAAGCGGGGCGCGGGUCAUACGAUGCUGCCUACCAACUCGCAGCUUUCCUCAUGAACCGGAUCCAGGACAAGGGCUUGCUGCCACAGAUUCAGAAGUUGGAGUUGAUUUACAGAGGAUUUGGGCCAGGCAGGGAGGCAGUCACAAAGGCGAUACUGGGAUCCGAGGGAAAGAGGAUACGGCCGUUGAUUGUCAAACUAGCCGACUCUACGAGACUGAAGUUUGGUGGUGUGAGGAGCAAGAAGCCAAGGAGAUUGGGUUAG